Messenger RNA from Misgurnus anguillicaudatus (oriental weatherfish), 2666 nucleotides. It is a transcript of the gene adgrl4, whose product is annotated as adhesion G protein-coupled receptor L4. Gene Ontology annotation, biological process: adenylate cyclase-activating G protein-coupled receptor signaling pathway; cell surface receptor signaling pathway. The record is from RefSeq and is a predicted model, not a curated record. NCBI's taxonomy places the organism in Eukaryota, Metazoa, Chordata, Actinopteri, Cypriniformes, Cobitidae. Gene Ontology annotation, molecular function: calcium ion binding; G protein-coupled receptor activity. Gene Ontology annotation, cellular component: plasma membrane.
GGUCCCGGACAGGAAGGGUCAGGAUUAGAGAAACAGGAAGUGACAUAAGGAAAUGCCGUGCGUCACGUAGACAUUCACUUAGUGCUUAAAGACAUUACAGCUUCAGCUCCGAAAUGGAGUUUUACCAGCAUUCUCCUGUGAAACUCCUGCUUUUAGCUGUCUGCCUUUUAAGUGUGUUGGAUCCAUGCAGUUGUUUAGAAGAUUGCUCGUCAUGUCACAAACAUGCAGUCUGCACAAACGACUCCAAACCUGCCUGCUUCUGUAAACCAGGAUACACUGGUGACGGGAUCAACAGUUGUCACGAUGACGAUGAAUGUAAGAAUGUCACAGGUCUAAUAUGUGGUCUAAACGCCACCUGUACCAACACUGAUGGAAGUUAUUACUGUACUUGUUUGUCUGGAUUUAAUUCAACUGGAAAACAAAAGUUUCAAACCAAUGAUGGCACCCACUGCAAAGAUAUUAAUGAGUGCGAAAAUGUCACUAUAUGUGGACCCUUCUCCAAAUGUCACAACCUGAAUGGUUCGUUCAUUUGCUCGUGCAUGAGAGGUUACACAUCAACAGCUGGAGCUUGGUUUAAGCCUAAAAAAGGAAGUGAAUGCACAGAAAACUGCCAUCAGGACCAAAGGUGUAUCAAAGAGACUGUUGACAGCACAGUGGAAAAAAUGAUUAAUCUGUCAACUCCGAAGCGCCUGAAAGAGAUAAGACUUCAAACAUCAGCUGACCUCUCUCCGGUUCUGCUCAUAUCAUACAUUGAGGCCAUGGCCAGGUCUGUCCUAAAGCCUAGAGAUGAGCGAGAACAUCCUGAGGAGAACAUCAAUCAAACCAUCACGGAUUUGGUUUUCAGUGUGAAUAAUUUGGUUGAGAGAAAUGAGACGGUGGAGUGGGAGAAGAUCAAUCCAGAUUUGAGGAAGUAUUACCUCACCACACUCCUUCACACAGCAGAGAAGCAAACGCUCGCCUUGUCUGCCGGUUACACACAUACUGCGCAGAUGCAGGUGGAUGCUGGGGAUGUAGAAAUGAAACUAUACACCUUUGAACCGCACAGAGCACCUAAGCAUCGAGUUUCAGCCACAGUUCAAGGAAACUCCAUUUCACUAUCACCAAAGUACACAAAAAACAAAAGCAAUAACGAAAGCACCUCUAUUGUAUUUCUUGUCUAUAACAAUAUUGGGGGCCUUCUGAAGCCCACCGAUGACCCUGGCGUGGUCGAUUACUCUCGAUACGCAGCAGCUGGUGAAAUCACGGUAAAUUCACCCGUAAUAGCGGCAGCCAUCAGCAACACAAAGGCGUUCCCGCUAAACAAUGUGACCUUUACUCUCAAACACACAGAGAAAAUAGACGCUGGCCGUGAUGAGACAAAAUGUGCAUUCUGGGAGUAUUCGCAAAGCAUGAAUGGACGUUGGAGUUUGGAGGGGUGUAAACGUAUUCAUGUUAAUGCCACUCACACUUCCUGUUCCUGUAAUCACCUGACGCACUUCGCCAUUCUCAUGUCUUCUGCUCAGGCCAAUCUGCUUGCACACUAUAAUGUUUUGACAAGAAUAACUCAGCUGGGAAUGGUCAUCUCCAUCAUCUGUCUGUCCAUGUGCAUCUUCACCUUCUGGUUCUUCAGAGACAUCCAGAACACCAGAACCACCAUCCACAAGAAUCUCUGCUGCAGUCUCUUCAUGGCCCAGUUCAUCUUCCUCAUCGGGAUCAACAAGAUCGCACACAGGUGGUUCUGUUCUCUCAUCGCGGGUCUCCUGCAUUAUUUCUUCCUGGCUGCGUUUGCGUGGAUGUGCAUCGAAGGGAUUCAUUUAUAUCUCAUCGUCGUUGGCGUCAUCUACAACAAAGGCUUCUUGCAUAGGAACUUCUACUUAUUUGGCUAUGGGAGCCCCGCCGUGGUCGUCACAAUAUCUGCAACACUUGGAUCCAAAUAUUACGGCACCAAUACUGUGUGUUGGCUGAGCACAGAAAAUAAUUUCAUCUGGAGUUUCAUUGGACCAGCCUGUCUGAUCAUUUUGGUAAAUCUGCUGGCAUUUGCUGUGAUUAUGUUUAAGGUUUAUCGUCACACUGCUGUUAAGAAACCUGAAAUCAGUCAUUAUGAAAACAUCAGGUCAUGUGCGAGAGGUGCUAUAGCUCUCCUCUUUGUUCUGGGAGUUACCUGGACAUUGGGGGUUGUCCACAUCCUAUAUGAGACCACCUUAACGGCAUAUCUCUUUACAUUUGCCAACGCUUUCCAAGGGAUGUUUAUUUUUAUAUUCCUUUGUGUUCUCUCUAGGAGGAUUCAAGAGGAGUACUACAGAUUAUUCAAAAACAUCCCAUGUUGUUUUGAAUACCUGCGAUGAACUUUAUCAAAAGAGCGACUAACUGCAAAGCUAUCAUGCAACUACUUUUAUAUUUACUGUAGCAUUGUAAAGAUGUAUGUGUGAGAGAGAUGUUUCUUUAGAUAUAGACCACUGGAUGAAGAGGUUUUAAAGAAACACCCAGUAAUUUACAUUUAAAGUGAGAAGAUAUAUUUAUUUUUUUGAAAAACAUUAUUGAAAAAUGUUACUGCAUGCCAUAACCUUAGUUUCUAAAACAUCUAAAAGUAUCAAACGUGAUUACAGUCAGUAGCUAAAGGUUUCACACACUGUAAAAAGUGAAAAGUUGGAUCGACUUAAAAAGUUUUUUCAAUUGGUAACACUUAA